Messenger RNA from Macrobrachium nipponense, 3576 nucleotides. RefSeq lists its product as uncharacterized. Bases 1 to 3576 code for a protein of 1191 amino acids. The transcript has 5 exons. The record is from RefSeq and is a predicted model, not a curated record. NCBI's taxonomy places the organism in Eukaryota, Metazoa, Arthropoda, Malacostraca, Decapoda, Palaemonidae.
AUGGCCCCGGCUGCCCAACCGCCUAUUGCCGUCCCCAUGGCCCCAGCUGCCCAACCAGCCUCGCUGCCGUCCCCGUGGCCCCAGCUGCCCAACCGGCCUAAUGCCCUGCCCAACCGGCCUCCCUGCAGCCCCAGCAGCUCAACCGGGGCCCUACUUCCCUGCGGCCUGGCUGCCCAUCCGGCCUCCCCGCUGUCCCAGCAGCCCAACUGGCCCCCCUUGCCAUCCCCGCGGCCCCAGCUGCCGAAUCAACCUCCCACCGUCUCAGCGGCCCCAACUACUAAACUGGCCUCACCAACGUCCUUGCGGCCCAACCGGCCUCCCCGCCAUCCCUGCUGCCCAACCAGCCUCCCUACCAUCCCCAGCUGCCCUAUCGGCCUUUCCCUGUGGCCCCAGCUGCCCAACUGGCCUCCCGGCCCCGGUUGCCCAACCAGCCUAUCCGCCGUCCUCGCGGACCCUGCUGCCCAACUGCCCUCUCUGCGGCCCCAGCUACCCAACCAGCCCCAGCAACCCAACCAGCCCCCGCCAUCCCUGCUGCCCCGGUUGCCCAACCAGCCUCCCUACCAUCCCUGUGGACCCAGUGGCUCAACUGGCCCCCUGCCAUCCCCAUGGCCCCAGCUGCUCAACCCGCCUCCCGCUGUCCGCGCAGACCAGGCUGCCCAACCAGCCAUCCCUGUGGCCCCAAACUGCCCAACCGGCCUACCUGCUAUUCCCGGCUGCCCACCAGCCUCCUUGCUGUCCCACUAUAACCGAAUGCCCAACCGCCCUCCCCGUCCCGCGCCUCCAGCUGCCCAACUGGCCUUCCACUGUCCCCCCAGCACCGGCUGCCCAAACCAGCCUCCCCACCAUCCUUGCGGCCCCAGCAGCCCAAACUGGCCUUCCUGCUGUCCCCAUGACCCAGCUGCCAAACCACCCCAGCUGCACCCAGCCCCCCUGCCGUCCCCCACAGCCCCAACUACCCGCCCAAUCCCCAGCCAGCCUCCGGCCUCCCUUGCCAUCCCCAGUUGCCCAACCAGCCUCCCCGCCAUCCUUGCGACCCCUGCUGUCCAACCAUCCUCCAUGCCGUUCCCUCGGUCCCGACUAUGCAACCGGCCUCCCGCUGUCCCAGCAGCCCCAGCUGCCCAACCAGCUUCCCCGCCAUCCCUGCGGCCUGACUGCCCAACAGGCUUCCUCAACAUCCCCGCGGCCCCAGAUUGCCCAGAUCGGCCUCACCACCGCCAGCGGCACAAACUGGCCGCCCGCCCAAUCCUGCCUGCUCCAACCGGCUCCCCGGCAAUCCAUGGCAACCCAAACAGUGGCCCUCCAAACCGGCCUCCUCCCAUACCCUGCCAACCCCCAGCUGCUCAAACCGGCCUCCUUGCCAUCCCUGCAACCCCAGCUGCUCAACGGCUCCUCGCCAAUCCCUCCGGCAACCCUCAGCCGGCCUCCAACGGCCUCCUUGCCAAUCCCUACAACCCCAGAGCUCAACCGGCCCUCCCCACGCCAUCCUGCAAACCCCCAGCUGCUCAAACCGGCCUCCUUCGCCAUCCCUGCAACCCCCAGCUGCUCAACCGGCCUCCUUGCCAUCCCUGCAACCCCCAGCUGCUCAACCGGCCUCCUCGCCAUCCCUGCAACCCCCAGCUGCUCACCGGCCCUUCCAUCGCCAAAUCCCUUGCAAACCCCCAAGCUGCUCAACGGCCUCCUCGCCCAAUCCCGCAACCCACAAGCCUUGCUCCCAACCGGCCUCCCUCGCAAUCCCGGCAACCCCCAGAUGCUCAACCGGCCUCCGCGCCAUCCCUGGCAAACCCCCAGCUGACUCAACCGGCCAUCCCUUGCCCAUCCCUGGCAACCCCCAAGCUGCUCAACCGGGCCUCCUCGCCCAUCCCUGCAACCCCCAGACCUGCUCAACGGCCCCUCCGGCCAUUCCCUCAACCCCCAGAUGUCCAACCGGCCUCCUCUUACCCAUCCCGACAAACCCCCAGCUUGGCUCAAAACCGGCCUACCUCAGCCAUCCCUGCAAGCCCCCAGCUGCUCAACCGGCCUCCUCGCCAUCCCGGCAACAGCUGCUCAACCGGCUCCCGCAUCCCGGGCAACCCCCAGUGGCUCAACCGGUCCUCGCCAUCCCUGCAACCCCAGCUGCUCAACCGGCCUCCUCGCCAUCCUGCAACCCCCCAGGCCUGCCUCAACCGGCCUCCUCCUCCAUCCCUGCGCCAUCCCUUGCAACCCCCAGAUGCUCAACCGGCCCUCUCGCCCAUCCCUGCAACCCCCAGCUGCUCAACCGGCCUCCUCGCCAUCCCUGCAACCCCCAGCUGCUCAACCGGCCUCCUCGCCAUCCCUGCAACAACAGCUGCUCACGGCCUCCUCGCCAUCUGCAACCCCCAGCUGCUCAACCGGCCUCCUCGCCAUCCCUGCAACCCCCAGCUGCUCAACCGGCCUCCUCGCCAUCCCUGCAACCCCCAGCUGCUCAACCGGCCUCCUCGCCAUCCCUGCAACCCCACCUGCUCCCAAACAACCGCCUCCCUGCUAUCCCCGGCUGCCCAACUAGCCUCUCCACCACCCCACAGCCCCAGCUGCCCAACUGGCCUCUCCGCCGUACCCGCAGUCCAGGCUGCCCAACCGGCCCCCCUCCCGCCACCCCCAGCUGCCCUAACUGGCCUUCCUGCUGUCCACAUGGCCCGGCUGCCCAACCAGCUCUGGCUGCCCAACUGGACUCCCCGCCAUCCCAGCAGGCCUGGCUGCCCAACCAACCUCCCCACCAUCCCCGCAGCUCUGGCUGCCCAACUGGACUCCCCGCCAUCCCAGCAGGCCUGGCUGCCCCACCCACCUCCCCACCAUCCCCGCAGCUCUGGCUGCCCAACUGGACUCCCCGCCAUCCCAGCAGGCCUGGCUGCCCAACCAACCUCCCCACCAUCCCCGCAGCUCUGGCUGCCCAACUGGACUCCCCACCAUCCCAGCAGGCCUGGCUGCCCCACCAACCUCCCCACCAUCCCCGCAGCCCUGGCUGCUCAACUGGACUCCCCACCGUCCCCGCAGCCCAGGCUACCCAACCGGCCUUCCCGCCAUUCACAGCUGCCCAACUGGCCUCCCCAUUGUCCCUUUGGCCCCAGCUGCCCAACCAGCCUCCUCACCAUCCCCUCAGCCCCAACUGCACAACCGCCCUCCCUGUGGCCCCAGCUGCCUAACCAGCCCCCUGUUGUCCAUGUGGUCCCGGCUGCCCUACUGGCUGCCCAACUGGCCUCCCCACUGUCCUUGCGGCCCCAGCGUCCCAACAGGCUCCCCGCCAUCCCCGUGGCCCCAGCUACCCAACUGACCUCCCCACUAUCCUUGCGGCCCCCAGCGGCCCAACUGGCCUCUCCGCCAUCCCUGUGGCCCCCAGCUGCCCAACCGGCCUCCCUGCCAUCCCCGGCUGCCCAAGCAGUCUCCCUGCCAUCCCCAGCUGCCCAACCGGCAUCCCUGCCAUCCCUGGAUGCCCAACAGUGCUUCUUCAGACCAGGAAGUCUUUCUCCUUCUGGGGUAGGAAUUUCUCAUGCCUUUGGAACAGGCAGUUUGCCUCGGCCGACUGCACAGUCAGACCAUCAGAUCUCUUAUUUUCUCACAUAG